This is a messenger RNA of Chrysoperla carnea, 1205 nucleotides long. Its product is annotated as protein AAR2 homolog. The transcript has a single exon. The record is from RefSeq and is a predicted model, not a curated record. Bases 84 to 1205 code for a protein of 373 amino acids. Gene Ontology annotation, biological process: spliceosomal tri-snRNP complex assembly. NCBI's taxonomy places the organism in Eukaryota, Metazoa, Arthropoda, Insecta, Neuroptera, Chrysopidae.
AAAAUCGAUGAUAGUUUCUAAAAUCGUAUGAAAACAAAACAAUAGUGAAAAUAGAAAUGUCAAAAUUGUAUAUGUGAAAAAACAUGGAGCAAAUUGAUCAAGAAACAGCAAAAAUAUUAUUUGAAGAAGGUGGUACAAUAAUAUUUCUUGGUGUUCCAGAAGGUACAGAAUUUGGCAUUGAUCUAAAAUCAUGGAACACUGAAGAAAAUUUUCGUGGGGUUAAAAUGAUACCACAAGGUUUACAUUAUAUACACUUUAGCUCAGUUGGGAAUAUGGGGGAUGUUGCACCAAGGACUGGAUUCAUGCAUGAUUUUCAACGCACAGAAAUUCUACUUCUUAAAUGGGAUAAGAAACUCGAAGAUAUUAAACCAAUUACAGAUACAAAUGAAAUUGAUACUCUGAGAGCUAAUUUAAAGAAUUUGGAUCGAUUUCUUGGUGCUUAUCCAUAUGAUAUCUUCCCUAAAUGGAAACAUUUAACAACGUACUUAAAUAAUGAUAUCGUGAAGAAGUUACAGCCAACAUCGGGGAUAAUUCGAUCCGCAUUGGAGUUGGUUUCAUGCGAAAAACGGGAUAUUACCAAACCAGAUCCACCAAGUUUAAAACGAAGACGUCGUACUCGACCUGGAAUUGAUAAUGUCGACGAUGAUUUAUUACCAGAUCUAAAACCAGUUCCAGGUACUGAGCUACGAUUAACGGUCUUCCCCGAAAAUAGUUAUCCAGAUGGAUCAACUCCAGCCGAAAUUACAAAACAUUCAUUGGAUUCAACGUACGUUUUAGAAUGUUUAAUUAAAAAUUACACGCGCCCAAUUGAAAUCAUUGGGGAAGUGCAAUUUACGUUCAUUUGUUUUCUGGUCGGUCACAGUUUAGAAGCAUUCGAACAGUGGAAACGUCUGGUGAAUAUUAUUUGCUCGUGUGAACUUGCCAUUACAAAGUAUCGUAUUAUUUUCGAUACGUUUCUAUCGGUUUUCGAAGCACAAUUAUUGGAAGUGCCUGAAGAAUUUUUAGCUGAUAUUGUGGCCAAUAAUAACUUUGCAUAUUUAAAAUUACGGCAAUUGUUUUGUGCAAUUCAAAAUAGUACAGUUGAUGGAAAAUUAAAAUCGAAAGCAAAACGUUUUGCUGAACGUUUAAGUGAUAUUUAUUUUUGGGAUUUUUCCAAUUUGGACGAAGAAGAUGAUGAUGAAGCUCCAGUUAUUGUUAAAUUAUAA